Trichomycterus rosablanca is the source of this 5018-nucleotide messenger RNA. It is a transcript of the gene emilin2a, whose product is annotated as elastin microfibril interfacer 2a. NCBI's taxonomy places the organism in Eukaryota, Metazoa, Chordata, Actinopteri, Siluriformes, Trichomycteridae. The coding region runs from base 99 to 3308 and encodes 1069 amino acids. The record is from RefSeq and is a predicted model, not a curated record. Gene Ontology annotation, molecular function: protein binding. The transcript is spliced from 9 exons.
UCUCUGGACAGGUUUUGGGAAGACAGCACUAAGGAAAGUUUGUCCCGGUCACUGUUUUCAUGUUGGUCCUUGUUUGUUUUUAAUGUUUGGGGUUUAUAAUGGUUUGCCUGAGCGUGUUGGGUUUUGUUGUGCUGGUGUUGGGGAGCGUCUCUCUGAGUCUGCAGUACACCGCGCAUAGACACAGAAACAAAAACUGGUGUGCAUUCAUCGUGCACAAGAAUGUGAGCUGCUCGGUGCGUGCAGACAAUCCAGCUGUGUUCGAAGCCGAAGCUGCGCCCUGCGCGCCACACCAACUCGACUGUGACCCAUCAAUGACGUAUCGGACCCAUUUACGACCCACUUACAAGAUAUCUUAUAAGACUGUUACUGAGCUGGAAUGGAGGUGCUGCCCAGGGUACCAGGGUCCAGACUGCAAAGAACUUAAAGGCACUCCAAAUCGACAUAUAAUACCUGAAAACCAGCCACAUCCUCAGCUCCAUCCUGAAUACCCUCGAAAUACCCAGAGGCCAGAGCGAAGAGAGACAGCUCAAUACAACAGAUACCAUGGGGUUGAAAAGACUCGUCACUUGGAGGAAGAAGUGCAGCGUCUCUCGCAAACAGUGCUGGACCUUCAGGCAGCCAUGGGUAGUAUGUCUGCCAACCUGCGUACUGAUUUACAGGAGGACGCCAGCAAAAUGCUUGUCACUCUUCUUAACAACAUGCAUUCACCAGACAAUGCAAGAACAGGUGGCACAGAAGAAAGUGCAGUGCUUCUGGAUGGGCACCAAACAACAAGGGGGCUCUCCCAAGAAGACAGGGGCAUGGAACACGUGCUGGCCAGGCUUAAUGAUAUGGCCGAUGCUCUGAAGAGCAAGGAUGAGGCUAUUGAGGAGCUACGAAACACUUUGACAGCACAUGUUGGUCAGAUCCAAAUGCUUAUGGAAGCGUCACAGGGACCAGCUGUUACUGUUGAUUCCUCCUCAGACAUUGGUAUACUCCAGGACUACAUCGACACUAAGUUUGAGAAACUAAAAAAUGAUCUGCUUGUGGACAUGAAGGACAAUAUCGCCAAGCUAAAAAGUACAUGCGAUGACAGGAUUCUGUCUCUUCAGAAGACAUGCAGAGAGAGCCAGGAAAGACAUUACGACAACCUGACAAAAAUAUUGGACAGAAAGGAGGCCGACCUCAGAAAGGAGUUCCAUGAGUUACUCCUGGAUAUGGCCAUGUCUGAUGGGUUGGUGCGCACGCACAGGCAAACAGCUCAGUUAAAAGAUGAUGACAGCGAUGUACGACAGGCAAUUCAGCGCGUGGCAGAAGCUCAUCAAGUCUUAAAUGCCCGUUUUGACAAUGAACUGAAGCACUUGUCCACACUUCAGCCGGAGGAUCUGUUUAGCCUGCGCUUGGCUGAGCUGGAGGACCGAAUGAAUGUGACUGAGAAGAAUGCAGAGACAUAUUGCUUUUAUGUCGAAGAGAAGCUAACCAAAGAACUAGCAGAUGAGAUUGCAAAGAUUCGGCAGCUUUUAAAUGAGAAACUGGGUUCUGUGAAAGACCAGUUUACAGCCAUUCUGGUUGACAUGAGCAACAACUCCUUCCCAGGAAUGUUCAGUGAGUCUGUUAAUGCAUUGCAAACUCAGGUUAAUAAUAACAAGUAUAUUAUUCAGGGGCUGGAGGACAAAUUUAAUUCUAUCGGGAAGAUCUGCUCCACUGAUUGCAAGUCCGGUCUGUCCAUUGAUCCUCAAAAACUAGUGGGUCAGGAAAGUAUUGCCAAGGAUGUAAAAAAAAUUAUGAAGGACCUGGAUGUCUUGAACACUAAUGUUGAAGACAAUGCAGCCAAAAUUAUUACAUUAGAAGACAUGGUUGAUCAUGUGGAACUUGUGAAACAGCAGAACAGUGAUGGCAUUCAAGACAUUCAUAAAAAGCUAAAGCCUUUGGCGGAUAAUAUGAGUGGCCUGACCGGAGCUGUGACAGGGUUGGGAGAUGCAGUGAGCAAGUUUAGCCAAGAUCUUCAGACCCUGAACUCUAGUUGUUGCCUGGCAGGGCAAGUAGGAUGGGUUCACAGACCAUCAGUGCUACCUCCUCUGUCCAGUCGAGAGAGCAAGCCAAGUCCGACUCAGGUGGAAGAGCUCAGAGACAGACUAGAUAAACUGAGCACCCAGUUGACCACAGAGCUAAGCCUUUGUAAGAAGAAUGCAGCAGGGGUAGCUGAAGGUGUCUCUGCAGUAGACAAUAGGGUGGCUACACUGGAAGGGCUGUGUGGAAAGCUGGAUGAUCAAACAAAUCAAAUUCAGAACAUUAAAAAGGGUCUGGAGAGAGACUUGGCACAUAUGAACUCUACUCUGCAGUCACAGGCCGGGGAGAUCCGCAACCUCAAAAACAACAUACUGAAAUUUCAGAUGGAAAACCUUAAGGAGCACACAACAAAACAGCAAGGAGUGUCCUCAGGCCAGGAGAAUUUACAAGAUUCAAGGAUUUUAAUCCCACCAAGAAUGUAUAUACCACAUAUCCGAAUCCCUCUGAUAAUUCCCCAGAGGACGGUUCCCGAUAUAUCCCGAAAUCCAGUUCACCAGCCCCCUGCUGUACCCUUAAUCCCACGUCAGCCCUAUGGUCCAGUGCAGCCGUCAACUCCGCAUUUACAGCCAAACCAGCAUGUCCUUGUGACUGGAGAAGCCGGACCACCUGGAUACGCACGCCAUGUCCCCAUUCGAAGAGAGCGCGGAUCUAUUUACUCUGGGAAACCUGUAAAUGGAUUUGCAGGUGGUCCAGGUUAUCCUCAGGUCAAUCCGGUUUCAUAUAAACCCCAACAAAGGGCAGUUUCCCAACUGAAAUGGAAUCCUGCACAAAGACUUGUAGCAACUCCAGUAGCAUCAGAAAGACAUUUGUAUGAAGAGCCCUUCUCCUUCUCAGCUGGUCUCACACAGCAGGCAUUGUUAGGUGACUUUGGUAUCAUCCGCUUCAAUAAGGUUCUGGUUAACGAUGGAGGACACUACAAUCCUGAAACAGGAAUCUUCACAGUGCCCGUGAGCGGACGUUAUAUGGUAUCGGCUGUGCUCGUAGCUCCUCGGCGUGAGCGGGUCGAGGCUGUGCUUUCAGUGUCCGAGCACAGAGUGCAGAAGUUGGACUCGGCAGGCUAUGGGGGGCUCGAUGAACACCGCGCAUCAAGACCUUGUCAGUGUGGCGGCUCAGCGGCACUCAGCCUCGUCCUCUCACUGCGGGCAGGAGAUCAUGUAGCACUGGUGCGCACAGCCGGAGCGCUUGCCCUCUCCGAGGCGAGAGAGAUCCUCUCCACGUUCAGCGCCGUAUUUCUGUACUCGCCUCAGGCUCACAGAUAACAUCCAGACAGAAAACACACACUACAGAGGACACAUACACAAGCCAAAAACACUAAGGAAAACAUUGCUUAGCUUUGGCUUGCCUUGAGAAACAAUUGCAGCAAACAGCUAAGGUGCCAGACGACGUUCUCAAUCCAAGAAAGCAGUGCACCAAGAUAUUUACUUGUUACACAAUUUCUCUGUAUCUUGUUUUUAUGUAAAAAGCUGAUUUAUAGAUAUUACAUAUACUUUAAAAUGAAUCGACUAUUAUAUGUUUUGGACUUCUGAUCAGAUUACAGUGAAUCAUUACAAGCUAGUAAACCGUAAUUCAAAGGUUUUAUAUGAGUUACAACCAAUGAUGGUGGUAACAAUACACAAAUAGCUACUGAAGUUACUUUUGCGAUGACUAUUUACUCCUACGUGAAUAAAUUUGUAAAAGCAGGAAAAUGAUUUUACUCUUCAGCUUUGUUCAUCCCGCCGUUGUGAUGAAUUACUUUACGCAUGUUGUGUUUACGCCAUGUAGAGUGCUUGAAUACUAAAGAGGAAGUCAUUUGGGAUUAGGUCUGUGCUUCAAAAUCCCCCAUCAUGCACAACAUUUAUUUGCUAAGCUAAUGAUGUUGAGGUUUAAAUUCAGUUAAAUCUAAAAAUCAUGGCGGCUCAGGUGGCGCAGCGGUAAAAACACACGCUGGAACCAGAGCUGGGAUCUCGAAUACAUCGUAGCUUCGUUCUCCUCAAUCAGAGCAGGGAUCGGCAUUGGUGGAGAGGAAGCAUGAUGCAAUCAGGCAAUUGGAUGCGCUAAAAGGGAGAAAAAAGUGCAGAAAAUGCAUAAAUAAUAUAUAAAAAAAAUCUAAAACUUUUGACUAUGAAGCACUGCUAACAUUUAUGACAUUUAAGCAGAUGCCUGACUGGCAGCUGGGCAGUGGUGGGGCUUGAACCACCAACCUUCUAAUCACUAGUCCAGUACUUUAACCACUAUCCUACCACCGCCCCUGUUUCAUAAGUCAUAUGCAGCAAGAAUAUGCAGGUUUACCGUUCUUUAUAAUUUAAUAGAUAUUAAUAUGCACGAUGGUAGCAUUUAUUUACAUUAACAUACUACUUAAGGCUUUUUACUUUGAGUAGUAGUUAUUUGGAGGAGUACUUUUGGCUACUCUUUUCACCACUAUUUAGUGGUCGGACAUAUUUUGUAAUACAGCAGCACACUACAAUGCAGGAGAAAUGACAGUAGAAACACAUUCAUGGUACAAGUUAUGGUUUGUGUGAAAAUUCUUAGAUCGAGCUCCGAAUAAAAGAUCCAGUCUGUCCCAGAAAUAACAAAUGUUUGUUAAUAUUUGCACAGCAAAUCAUGGCAGAAAAAACCUCUAGUACACUGGCGAACACCAAGUACAACACCUGUAUUUACAGAUAACUACAGUGAUAAGUAGUAAGGGGUUAGAAUGCUAGAAUUUCAAGCAUUUCUAAACUAGCUUCUUGAAAUGACGGAUAGCAAGGAUCAAGCCAAGAGCUGACUUCUUACAGAGGCUGAAAGUGAAAAUGUUCUUCCAACCCUCUUAUUCUUUUUACACAAGACACUAUGAACUAUUGUUUGGAUAGUCCAUCUUAUUUAUUGCAACAUUUCUUGUACAACUGGAUAAGACACAGAUAUAAAGGCUAUGUGAAAACACUGUACUUAAAAAAAAAGUUUGACUUGUGGUAUUAAUCACCAAAAACAUGUACUGAUUUUCACAAUGUACA